Molecule: messenger RNA, 10400 nt
Organism: Nomia melanderi (Alkali bee)
Lineage: Eukaryota; Metazoa; Arthropoda; Insecta; Hymenoptera; Halictidae
Source: RefSeq, a predicted model, not a curated record
CUGCAGCGCGCGAAACUUGUACGCGCGUCGUGUCAUAUUUCGAGUGUCGAACCGGGCCCCGUGCACCGUAUAAUUCCGUUGCGUGUUACUGGUGAAUCGAGGGGUACCACGAGUGACGUAGCUCCGUUAAUCGGUACGCGCUCGCGACAAUCGAGAUUUGAUAUUCGUCGGCGGCGAAAUGGAAAGAUAAAAGGGUAUUCCAAGUGUCGUUAGGUUAUGCGGUUUUUACUCCGGAUGGACGCGUCACCACGUGAUUUUUCCGGUUGUCAGCCACCGCGGCUUUGUUAGUGUGUGUUUCCGAUCAUCUGCGAAGUGUGACUCGAGCCGAGUCAGAGUAUCGUUCUGUCCCAUGUAUACAUGUAUAAUACGAUCAAGCACAAUGUUCGCGCGUUACGGUGAAACGUAGGGGGCGAGAUAAAUAAAGGGCAAGAAAAUUCGAACGGGAGUGGCGUGGUAGGCAGUUGGUAAAAAGGAAAAAAAGUUCCGCCGAGAGGAUCCGGGGUCCUCUCAGUGUGUGCCGCGGGCUCGUAGCGUCUCCGUCUUUCCCGACGGUGCGGUAGAGAAGGAGAACGAAGAGGAGUCGAGAGUUAGUCGCUGUAGCAGACCACGAUUGACGGAUACCAGCGUCCGCGGCGGUUCCCAACGAAAACGGGGGCUACCUUGUAAGGUGGGUAAGCAUCGCUGUGUCCGCCGAAUCUCUUUCGCCGUGUCCACGAAGCGGUUGUCCAGCCUUCUCGGAGCUCACGUCCUAAGGGUUAUCGAGAGCAGCGUUUUUAAGGUCCCUGCGUGAGCACGAACGGAUCGGCGCGUACUCGAGGAACGACGUGUUAUGAGGUUGCUAGUUAGGAUCCAUCCAGCCGGAAGCUAAAUGCAGUGUCACGCGUACCCGGUGAUCGCCGGCGCGAUUUGCAACGGGGAAUCUUCGAGUCAGCGACCAGGAGGGAUUCAUUGAUGCGCCACCGACGAUCGAUCCGCGACGGAAGUGACGUGCCACCGAGGACAAAGAGGAGGAGGACGACGACGACGACGCGCCGCCGAGGAAAUCUCGCUGGACAACAUUCCCUCGGCAAAGUGACGCUCAAGGCGGUCACCGAUUUUUCGCUCCUGUCUAAGUUAAGGAAAUCCUCGGGAUGGAGCUAAGAACAGCGAAACUGUUGCUCUACUCGACGCUGAUGGUUGUGGUCUGCUGGAGCCAGCAGGAUUGGACAGCGCAAUGCUCGCCGUCGUGCAAGUGCAGAUGGGUGUCCGGCAAGAAGACCGCCGAAUGCAUCAACCAGAACCUGACGCAGAUCCCGGAAGGCCUAUCGCCCGAGGUCCAGAACUUCGAUCUGACCGGGAACCAGAUCACGCACCUGAUGUACAACUCCUUCAGCCGCGUCUAUCUAGUGAACCUGCACAAGCUGGUGCUGCGGAAGUGCGACAUCGAGUCGAUCCACACGGACGCGUUCAACGGCUUGAAGAUCGUUAUCGAGAUCGACCUGUCCGCGAAUCACAUAAAAACCCUGUACCCGGGCACGUUCAACGAGACUCAGAGGCUGAGGGUGUUGCUGUUGAACGACAACAAGUUGAAAGUACUGGAGAAGGAUCUGUUCCGAGACCUGCACUACCUGCAGAAGGUGAUACUGUCGAACAACGAGUUGGAGCGUAUCGACGAGAAGACUUUUCGCAAUCUGCCGGGGCUGCAGUUAGUUACCUUGAACGGGAACAAUCUGAGGACGCUGAAGGUGCAGAGCUUCGAGUUCCUGCCGAAGCUAGGCAGCCUCGAGCUCCAGAAUAAUCCGUGGGAUUGCAACUGCCAUCUCAAGAAAUUCCGUGAUUGGACGAUCGAGCGGAAGCUGUACACGAAACCUACCACGUGCCAGUACCCGGCUACCCUAGCCGACAAGAUGUGGGACGAGAUCAGCAGCGACGAGUUCGCCUGCAGGCCGGAGAUCUUCACGAUCGGGCCGUCCGUGAAGACCGAGGUCGGCAAGGGGAACGUUACCUUCUGGUGCCGGGCAUCCGGGAUUCCGCGACCUCAGCUGUUCUGGCUGUAUCGGUCCCGAAUUCUGAACAACCAGACGAGGCGGCCUAACGGUGAGAAAAGCUACAUCCUGAAGUCGAGCCACGACUGGUUGAACCUCACGAUUCCGGACGUCACGCUUUCCGACAAGGGUGAUUACGUCUGUGUGGCGAAAAGUCCUGGCGGAAAUACCGAGAAAAACGUGACCCUGGCUAUCGCAGGAGACGCUAUAGGCGGCAAGGACAAUAUAAUCAGUCUGCCGCUGGCCUUGGCAUUGGGUGUGUCGGCGUUGGUACUUCUAAUUGUCACUGUGUCCCUUUGCGUGUGUUACUGUCGGCGCCGUAGGACGAGGCACGACGAGAAGAGCCUGGAGGCCGCCUCGAUAGAGCACCACGGCCUCGGCGAGCAGGAGAAGUCCUUGAUCACGACCAUAAAUCCCGUGGUGAAGCCGCCCAGACGGUACGAGGCGCCGUCCGUGACGUCGCACGGCACCGAGAUGACGGAGCUGAACCGUACAUUGCUCGACAACGACUCGGUCUUUGCUGAUGGUAUCGGUAGCGGUGUCGGCGGCGGAGUGAUCGGAGGGGUCGGCGACGACGAGAGGGAGGAACGAGCUACCCCCGAGCUCGAGAGCGGUACCGGUACCCUGUGCCGUGGAGGAGGUGGUAGCUACCGCCAGUAUCCGCCGGACCUACUGGCCUUCUCCGGAGGUCGCGGCGCCUCGCCGACCAGCCAAGCAUCCACAGCACCUGACAACACUCGUCUUCCGAGUCAGCACGCGACACCCACCACGGCCGCGUUCGGCUCGCCCUCGAACCAAUACCCAGCCGCGUUCAAGACCCUGCCCCACAAUCGUAGCGUCACGCCGUACGGUAUCGCGAGCUCGACGAUCGCGCCGGUGAUGCCACGGCACGGCUACGUGACGAUACCACGGCGACCGAGAGCGCCUAGCUGGAGCAGCGGACCACCGAUGUCGCCGACGGACGGCCUGGAACCGGUCUACGAUAACCUAGGGCUGCGCACCACCGCGGACGGAAGCUCCGUGCUCUCUCUGAACAAAAGUCCCGAGCCAUUGUCCUCCAUGAGGAAUAGACCCCUGCCGGGGACGCCUAGCUCGCACUAUGGCACGAUACAACGAAGCACCCCGAACAUACUAACCAGCAGCCCGCUGGACAGAGCCGCCCCCGAGGGCGCAGCCGAAUGGCCAGCUAAACUAGCCGACGAGUCCACGGACAGCAACAACGUUCUAGCCCAACAACAAUCGGGCAGCAGCAACACACUCGGCAGAAAAGUCCCGCCCAGGCCACCGCCCAAGCCCAAGAAGAAGUCCACGAAUGGACCCCUGUACGAGGACGAAGGAGAAGAUGGCACCGAGGUAUGAUCAGCGUACAUGGGUCGGCGAAGCUGAGGCCGCGAGGUCGUGGCCGUGCUGAGGAGGAGAGACGCAUGACCGCAGUCACAAUAAAUCGGUAGUGCCUUUGAAGACGAGACGACCAGCGCGGCGACACGACGCGAAACUACGCGGCGCGACGCGACGCGACGCGCGGGUCGAUACUUGGUUCGAGCGCGUAACUUCGCCCGGCGAAUGUGCUGACGGACGAUCGUACGGCGGGCUUCCACAUCCGGUGAAACAGGUCGUCGGGCGAACCGCUGACUCGCAAGGAACCAGCAGAACUUUUCGGCACGCGACGCCUUCGCCGGUCGUUCUUUCCUCGUCCCUGUUUUUCUCUUUUUCUCUUUGAUCUCUUUCUAUCUCUCCGUGUUUCUCUGUUCUCCUGCGUUUUCUAAUUUAUUUAUGUUCUGUGCCGAGACUCACCGCGGACGACAUACACAGUGAUUCGACUUUCACAAACCGAAACUUCUAGUGGUGGACUCUGGUAGAGCACGGUCUGUCGGUUGACUUCUCGUGACACUCGACAAUGAAGAUGGUGGAUUAUGGGACAGCUCGAUGUCCGUUCCAUUCGCGCAUCGAUCUUUUAAUGAACGGAGACGCUGGUGUUAUGGGUGAACGGGUACCAUUCGUCUUAUUUAUUGUCGCGCUGACUGUUUGCCUAACGGAGAACACGCGUUGAACGACGAUCACGUUUUGUACACGAUCUUCUUGUAAAGCGGCGGUGCCAAUGACGGAGACGCCAACGACGAGAACGAAAAACUGGCCCAAUUUGUAACGAUGAGGACGCCAUUGUAUACGUAACUAGUAGAUACACUUUCGUAGCGAUUUUAACGCGUAACGCGAUCCAUGUGUAACGGACGAAUCGAAUUUAAACGACGUUGUAGCAGACUUCUCGGACACGUGGUUAUUUUUUAAUUGAAUUUACCUUUCAAUUCGAUCCUCAGUCCUAGGCAACGAGGUUACUUUUUAAUACCUUUUUCCGUACUUUCUCGGGUCAUGUUAUUAGACUAAUUGUACAACGACUAAUGGAACACCUUUGAUCGGGAAGGGGAAACACUUUGCGCCAGUGUGAUUCCGACUGAUCGAUACCAGCUCUCCGGCAGGAUCAUUUUUCAACUGCAGAGUUUAUUACACGUAAGCCACGAACUUGUUAUACUUUCGGUGCGUUUUAUCCGGAGCUUAACGUUGCAUUCCCACCUUUACCGGGGAUUUUCGGAUCGAUCGCGUGCAACUUGUUGCGAGCGGCGAAGAAUCCUUGCUCGGUAACGCUAUUCGAAUCCAGUCGACUAUACUCCAACAGGAUAUAUUCCAAAUUCUCUAUCCUUCUCCAAAUAUUUACACUUCGUCGAUUACCUUCCUAUCACCGAGUACAUCAAUUUUCAAAACGGUUAGGGGACGACAAACAAUUUCCACGGUACUUUCGACGUUGUAAACGCACGACAUAAGAUAGCCCAUUCACCGCGAUUAUUGGAUAAAAUGUACAAUUACGCGCAUCGAGUUUCGUGUUUUAUCGUUCCUCUAGGGUCGCCUAACAAUCAUCGAGUCCUCCGAUCGUUUUGAUCAGCUUCCUCGUAAAAUUUGACUUUUCGUAGAACUGUCCGCCAGUGAUCGCGAACACCGACCAUUAACACCGAUCAAACGAGUCGAUCGAACGACGACGAGGCACCUUCCCCGACGAUCGUAAACGCACCUAAACAGUAUUACGAACGAGACUCGUGUACGAUUACGCGGAGCCGUUGAGACGACGCGGAGAAAAUCGCGACGCAGUCGUGUAACUUCGGUCCCUUGGCCGUAUUUAACGCGUCAACGGGUUAAUCGCCGCCGCAGGGAAACAAACGACGAUGAUCUUUAGCGAGAGCACCGUCGAAGAACGAUGAAUCGGAUCCGCGAAACAGGUGCCAACCGGCAGCCUUCUCCUCUCAUUUCCGGUGGAAGUGGGGGAUCGGGAACGCUGCGACCACGAAGAAAAUUGGGGGAGUCCGGGGCCGAGGCUACACGUCCGUGCAGGAAUCGUCGCGAAUUAUUUUAAGCGGCCUAGCAGAGUCGCGGCUCGUCCGAUCCAAUCGUCGUGCCGCGCCCUGUAAAUACACGGACCCUAAUUGCACGCUGAUCCACGACGUUGUUUAUAUGUAAAUUGCGGCCACGUUGAAAGCAGCGCGGCACGACCGGUUGACACGGCGCCACGAGUAUAUUUUUGUAAUUUUGUAUUUUGACGGGUUCUCCGGCCACGUCCAGUCACACGGCGACCGCGGCCUGGGGAAGACGGCCUCGUGUCUCUACGUCCCCGCCCCGGGAUCAACGACACCGACGCCCGGGGAAUUAACCGGAUCCAGAUCGCGCGCGAUACGGCCAGUAAAAUAUAAUUGAACGGUCGUUAGAGCUGCACGGUACUUCUGGAUCCCCUAAACUCGGCUCCAUCGCGUUGAUUUCUCGAUCGCGGCGACGCUUACGGCGAGUACAUCUCCGCGUUGGUUUAUGCCGUGCUCCAAAUUGAGACUGGGGAAGCUUAGAGAUGAGUCUGGUAAUGAGAAUUUCGGUGCGCGUUUUAACGAGUGCCACGCGAAGAUUUUGCUCGUAAUGCGGGAGACCUUCAGCUUCGUCGUUUAGGUACCGCGAGAGACCUCAUAUCGGUUCUGAUUAUUUUAAGCCUGUCCCUUCCCAUCGAUGUGUUACGAUGUUUAAGCGAUCGGUGUUUCCGUUGCGAACCUUACGAUUUCUAUCCGCUUGAAACACAAGCUACUCGAGAUUCUGCGAAUCAACCUCGAAAUAAUGGCUCGCUACUCUGAAAUAUUUACCAUCCAGCUACUUUUCCCCUUCACCCGGAGCGUUACACGUUAGUCACCCUAAAUCAGAAUUCUCUCCAUUUACACUCCAGGGAGAGGAAGGGUAGAAUCUUUCUCCCUCGCGGGGCUCGUUUCGCGAGAACACGAGCCAACCCAUCCCUUCCGUUGCCUUCUCGCGUCACAUACUCCCACUUAAUGACGCCGGCGACAAGUAUACGUGGAAAUGGAACACGUACAAGCCCGCAAUUACUGCGGAUGUCAACCUCGCGGUGCUCUAUGCGCUAUUAGCCGGGCCCUGUUUACCGGGGUCCGCGCGCGACGAACGAGACUCGGCAGUCGGCGCAAUUAUUAUCGCGAAAUACUUUGCGCGACCGCGAAAGGGCAGGUUGUUGGUCGGGUGUAAUGAGAAUCCCUCUUUGACAGCUCGAACAGUCGUCGGACGCGAAGAUCGCGAGCGAUCGAUGCACGUGACCCGCGAUACACUUCGAACCGACUCCGUUUACCAUUUCACUUCUCUAAUGACUUGCGUAUCUACCCGACGGGUACAUAUCCGCUUGAAGUCGUUACGACGGAAGUCAAACGGGGAUCAGGGUUCACUGACGGGACCGGGGAGCGGCGAGGCGCGUGUAAUUGCAAAUGCCGCGUUCCUAUCGGACACGUUUCGCUCAGGAUUUUUAACCAGUUAACUGUGGAACUUGCUUCUCAAAGUCUCUCGGUGGAAUGUGUAAUGAAAUCAACCGGUGACGAGUAUAUACGUCGAACGUAGAACAGAUACACCUAGUUACACGUUGAAAUAAAAAGCUAAAGCGAAAUGAAAGAGAAUUACAUGUUUGUUUGGAGAAAUUAGUAUCACUUUGGGAUUUAAGGUAACAGGGAAUACUCUUCGAAUACGGUUAACUGGUUAACGAGACGCAUACUUUGCGCUUGGAUUUCUAAAUUUUACUUUUAUGAAUUUGAUCGGAGAAACGUCUUGUAUGCGUAUGAUGGGAUCACGAGGUUAAUCCGUGUCUGUUUUAAAUUCUUCCGACGAUUUUAUUUUAGUCAAAUUGGACGUCGUUGUGCUGUUCGUUUGAGAGAAAUUGUUCUAGACGGUUGAACUCGUACGUUACCUUCGGUUGAGAAAGCAGGGAAGUAUUACGUUUCUGCUCGCACAAGGCACGGCAAACAUGAAUUUUUUAAACGGAAGGGAAAUUGGAUCGCGAACCCCCAUGGGCGCAAUCGCAAAAUCGACGAUCACGCGAAGCAUGUUGACAGACGCGAAUGGCCGCGUAACUAGAGGCAGUUUGUAAAUAUUGAUUUUAACAAAAACUGGUUUCAACCAAUAGCGUAUAGUUCGAAGGGGAUUGGACGUAUGAACGGUGCAGGGUCGCCUGCGAGUUCGUUGGCGUGCAAGCUCUAAACAGCCCAUCAAAUCAAAUUCAAAUUUUACUGUGAACCCUGUAAAGAAAUUCAGGUGUAACGAUUGCAGUCGAUCGUUCCAUUUGCAUCCUCGAUUACGCUGUCAAAAGAAAUUCAUUCUGACGCGAAAUUUCUUACGAAAUCGAUCGCUUUAGGAGCGACGAUUCUAAUCGAUGUUGUCCCGCAAUCUCAAAAAUCUAUGAUGAUAUCAUGAUAUAAUUGUUUUUGCCGAGUUCGAUGACUCGAACCCUAUUCCGACCGACUGUCCUGGAGAACAUCCCCAGUCCUGACACUGAGAUAUUGGCGUGAAGUUCUUGACUGCAUCUGCGAGCGUGCAGAUGAAAGUACCGUCCAAUACACUGAUCCGACCACAGCCAUCUGGACGUAAUGUGCGCAUAAUUAAUCUAAUUCAACGUGAUAUACCACCGAGCACGACGUUUCUCGAAGAUACCGAUCAUCUUUCACGUCGUUUUAUUCAAAAAUUUCCUUCGACCGCAAUGUAGUACAUCCGUGGCAUAAUCGAUAACACCAUUCGACAGAGUCAUCGAUAUCUUCAACAUCGAAAAGAACGUUUCGGAUCACGUUGAACACAUUCCAAAAACUGACGGUAACAUCCCCCGAAUUCGUUCCGUUUCAAUGCAUUUUUGUAAAACAUUCUCAGCGGUACUAAUGUGCACUGCAGUGGCAGGGUUCCGUAAUUAAUUGACUAAUGCUCGGAGGUGGGAAUCAAAAUGGCGCCGAAUAUUUCGAGGCUCCUGAAUCCGAACUGGUUCGUGUAUUCGGGCGCCUUUAAUAAUUAAACAUUACAGCUGCAAGCAUGAAUUCUGUAAGCUUUGAUUUUCAAGGAUUAAUCGUGUGCUGCUAAGGAUGUUAUUAAUUUAAAUAGAUUUAAGUGCAUCGCGUGCAUUAGUUUGAACGUCGUUCCUUUGCGUACCGGAGCUCGUGUAGCAUUUCGUUACAGCAUUAAGUAGUAGCUGCUCUUCGAAGACUGACAUUUAUCGACAAAGAAACGAUAUGAAUUUCGUUUUUAUACGUAACUGGUCCGAAGGAAUUGCGUUGAUGACGAAAGGACGAAUUAACCGGGUAACUAUCCAGAAGCCGCGAACAAUUCUCGCGAACGGGAGAAUGUCCUAAUUGAUUCUGCGAAGUCGAUCGAGCGUCAUGUUGCGAAAACAAAACCCGUGAACGGUUUUGCGUACGACAAGUGCUGCAAAUGUAAAUCUGAUCAAACGCGUUAACUCUUUGUGAUUGGAACCGUUCGACGGUCGUAAAACCCAAUUUGUGAUGGGUCGCGCGUGGAGACGAAGUGAAUUAGUUGCUCAAGGCCGCUGAAGCAUCCUCCCCAUGAUACUGCUCAUUCUUCGCGUACAAGUAGACGCGGUGAAUAAUUAAAGUCCCCGAUUGGCCUAAGUGUUACAGUGAAAGAGUGGUACUGCGCGGUUCAUUGAAUUCCGGACAAUUAAUGCAAGACAGAAAUAAGUUCUACAUUAAAAUGAUUGAACAUCGAAGGAACGCAUUAACGAGAACUGAACUUUCAAAGUAUAUCUCGAGAAACUAAUAAUCGAUAUUAAAACCUAUUGAUUGUUUCAUUUCAAAGUCUGAACGGAUGUAUGCUUUUCUGUUUUAUAACUUAAUUAACCAGCGGAAUUGGUAGUUACAGUUUAUUUGCCCUGGAAAAGAAGGUACCAUUAUCGUUAUUCUGCGCUGUAAUUUGACAGGAUCACGCGACGUCCAAUCACAGAGGGUUGUACAGAGUGCCGAGACCCGAGUUUCUCGUAACAGCGACACGACGGUUCGUCCAUGCGAACGUUAGCCGAGACGUCGGAUGUAUGCAAGUGUGCUUUCUCGUGUGAUCGCUCGAGUCGUGUCCUAAUCGCCGUCGAAACUGCCUAAUUCAUUCCAUUGCCAGGUCUGUGAACGGAUACGGAAGGACUUUUCGCCACUUUCCGCGUGUAUACAUAGCGUAUGUGAAAUGGUGACGUGCAGAAACGCGAGACAUGUUCCUGACGAUGAGCCGUUAGGCGAAAACGGUGUAGGACACGUGUUUCUGUGGAUCAGGCCGCGUCCAGGUUUCUCUCGUACUUGAUGAAUGUGUGUAGACAUUACUCUGGGCUGAGUCAUGAAUAAGUGACGUUCCAUUACCAUAUUUUCGUAUCUCGUACAGCUCACCGUUGUACAGGAUAAGAACGCUUUCAAGUGUUUUUAUCGUAAUAGGGAUUAUUAUAAAUGUAAAGGAACUAUGUUUGCGUGUCACGAUAUAAACGUUAAGGGAACCUCUUUAGGGUAGGUAGCGUUCAGAACACUUUCUUUUAUUAGAUCCUAGAUGAACAUAGAAACGUUAAGGAUGGAAUUAAUCGACGUAACAUUUCGCGGAAACGUUGACCACGUCUGAUUUCUUUGAUACUUUUUAUUAUAUACGUAACGCCGUCGUCUUAUCAAUAAUCGUGUUAUCAUACUAUCAUUAUGAUUAUCGCUGUGGUUAAAACUAUUUAAUAUUCCUAUUAACGAUCCGAUUCAAUAACCGUUUACGUUUUUGCGCUGUUAUUCAUUAUCAUUGCGAUCGUUGUAGCCACGAUUAUUUUUGUACGAGAGUUUUUACCAUGUAACAACGCGGCAUGCCACGCGUUCAACCGAAUUUAGUUCCGUUUCGGUGUAACAUUCUCGGCCGACUAUAAUUUAUAAUGCCAUGUCAAUGUACUAUCACUGUAAAUAUUAUACAUAUUUUAUAAAUGAAAUAUCUAGCGUGACUGUAACAUUAAGAGAAUGUACUGAAAGCACCACUCUGUACACUCCACUACGAUGGUUAAAUUUUAAUAAAUAUUUC